This is a messenger RNA of Benincasa hispida (wax gourd), 2284 nucleotides long. Its product is annotated as Quinone reductase family protein. Gene Ontology annotation, cellular component: membrane. NCBI's taxonomy places the organism in Eukaryota, Viridiplantae, Streptophyta, Magnoliopsida, Cucurbitales, Cucurbitaceae. The record is from RefSeq and is a predicted model, not a curated record. Gene Ontology annotation, molecular function: NAD(P)H dehydrogenase (quinone) activity; FMN binding.
AUGGGGAAGGGAGGGGGUUGUGUUCCCAGCAAGAAGAAGGUCCCUUCAUCUAUUGCCGCCGACGCCACCGAUGAUGCAAGACCUCGCGACACCAAAACAACUCCCCCGAUCUCUGUUGAAGAAGAUCACCCACAAAUUGGUUCAUCGGGCAAUGCCACUUCCGAUGUCUCUGUCUCGGUGUCGCAUCCAGUUGAGAAAUUGAAGAUAUUCAUAGUGUUUUACUCCAUGUAUGGCCACGUCGAAAGCUUAGCGAAGAGGAUGAAGAAAGGGGUUGAUGGGGUUGAUGGGUUUGAAGGGAUUUUGUAUCGGGUGCCGGAAACCUUGCCGGCGGAGGUUUUGGACCAGAUGAAAGCGCCACCCAAGGACCCGUCCAUCCCCGAGAUUUCAGCCGCGGAAUUAGUAGCUGCUGAUGGCAUUUUGUUUGGCUUUCCCACCAGGUUUGGAUGUAUGGCAGCGCAAAUGAAGGCUUUCUUUGAUUCGACGGGGCAGCUCUGGAAGGAGCAGAAGCUUGCAGGGAAGCCUGCUGGGUUCUUUGUUAGCACAGGAACUCAAGGGGGCGGCCAAGAAACAACUGCAUGGACUGCAAUUACCCAGUUAGCACACCAUGGAAUGCUGUUUGUUCCCAUUGGCUACACUUUUGGUGCUGGUAUGUUCACGAUAGACACAAUACGAGGGGGGUCUCCUUAUGGUGCAGGAGCUUUUGCUGGUGAUGGCUCGAGACAGCCAAGCGAAACAGAGUUGGCACUUGCAGAGCACCAGGGCAAAUACAUGGCUGCUACAGUCAAAAAGCUUUUCCAGGCUUGAUGAAAUGCCUUGUUUCUGAUAAAAAAAAAAGAAUCCAUUUAGAUUGCAGCAAUCGACCCCCAUUAAGAUUGUUUCUUCCCUGUCAUGUUUUCAUUCAAAGUAUAGUUGUCUCGUGUUUGUUUGGGCAUUCUUUUUACGUCACAUGAUUGUGCAAAAUAUACAAUGCCCUGUGUGGGAUUUUUUUACCGUCGUCUCUCUGUACAUGGUUUAUGAUUCAUGGAUAUGGUGUUUGUCAAAUAAUGUUGUGAAAUGUGGAAUUUUUUCUUAUUAAACGUUCUUCUUUUUUGUUGGAAAUGUAAUUCAGUCGGAGGUUCAAAUGGCACUAUUGUCUUUAGCUGUCUAUAUUCUGAAUUUUCUUUAUGGUAUUUUACUGUUCCUAUUAUAUAUCAAACAAUUUCGUGGUACUUGGCUACUUGUAUUCAUUAUUCGAAUGAGAAUAUCAAAUUUUUAGGGGGUUCGGAUUGGUAAUCGAUCAUGGCUCACGGGGUGGGGUUUCAUACUCAUUUCUUCAAUUCCACAGAAGCUUGUCCAUUCACAAUGUAAUUUUCUUUCAUCACUCAACCAUUCUGUUUCAUAAAAGCAGCUUCAGAUUUCAUCACUCCAUCUGCCAAAUUCAAGUAGGACAGUCAUAAUUUAGUAACAUGACAAAGCAACCUUAAUUAUUGUCAAUAACUACAUUUAAUUUUCAUAAUUGUACAUCUCCCUCUUCCCCAGUCAUUAGUCACUAUACAAAUAUCUCUGAUUAACUUUUCAUCCAUCCAUCUCUUUUUCUUGCAGGGGUUCAUCCAAGCUUCAACUUCUUCUAAUUGCCCAUCUGUGCCACACUUGAGGUUGGUGCCUUUUCUUCUUUAUUUUCCUUUUCCUCUACAUUUAUCAGUGUAUAUUUUUUUUGCUUGGAACAGAUCUGGCUGCAGCAGACUUUGAGAAAUCAUUCAUUCUCUGUUCUGUUUCCCUUUUGGGUGUGAUUUUGUUGGGAUUGUUCUUGUAACCUAACUUUGGCAUUUGAACGGUCAAUGAGAUCUGAUGAAACCUUGUUAUACAGUUAUACUGGAAAUUAUGUAAGAAGAAGAAGAAGUUAUUUAUACGAUAAAACUAUGAAAAAUUGUAACAUGACUAAACUGACUAAUGUUGUACUUGGGGAUGCUACUGCAAGACCUAAAAGUUUGAAUAUUCUGAAUGUGAAACAAGGUGUAUGUGGAUGGACUCUGAUAAUCUUGGAAACGAAGGUGGCGCAUUGAUGGGUACGACAAGAACAUAAGAAAUAGCAAGAGGAAGAGGGCUAGUAAUAUUGAUGCUGCGCUAAACUGUAUUGUCAACACCAUGGAACAGAUACCAAAAGGAAUGUUUUUGGCUACUGAACAGUGAAGUUGUAUAAAGAGUGUAUCAUCAUCAGUUGUUAAUCCAACCUCCCUUGUAAUAUCAGAGUUAUUUCGAACUCUUGUAAAGAUAUGGUUCCGGUGCAAUAGAGCUAUUUGAUGUA